This is a messenger RNA of Leptosomus discolor (cuckoo roller), 1998 nucleotides long. NCBI's taxonomy places the organism in Eukaryota, Metazoa, Chordata, Aves, Leptosomiformes, Leptosomidae. The record is from RefSeq and is a predicted model, not a curated record.
AUGACAACAGAGAAGAGUCUAGCGGCGGACGCCGACAAUUCGGAGCAGCAGCAAGCCAAGGAAGAGGAAGGAGCUGCUGAAACACAAAAGCAAGAGGCUUCGCUAGAGGAGGGGGCUCAGCAGACGUCGGAGGGGCAGCCGGCAGCGGGGCAGAAGAAGGCCUCCAACGGUGAUACGCCCACGCACGAGGAGCAAAGCAAGAAGGAGCGCCGCACCUCCGAGGGCCGGGGUCUCUCCCGCCUGUUCUCAUCCUUUCUCAGGAGGCCCAAGUCUCAGGUGUCCGAAGAGGACAAAGACACUGAUGGUCCUAAAGAGGCGGGAGGUGACCAGAAAGACCCGGGUUUAGGAGCCAGUGCUGAUGAAGACAUCCUGGUGAAAGCCCCGAUCGCAGCUCCAGAGCCUGAGCUCAAAACUGAUCCAUCACUAGAUCUCCAUUCCUUAAGCAGUGCGGAAACACAGCCUGCUCAGGAGGAGAGGAGGGACGACCAGGAGCCGGACAGCAAAGACCUUGGGGGCAAGGAAGGAGAGGAAGCGAAGGAAGAGUGCGCCAAGCCAGAGCCGAAACAAGAGACCCCGGAGACCAAAGCAGAGAAGGAUUUGAAAGCUGCCCAGAAAGCAGUAAAGAGACACAGAAACAUGUACUGCAAAGUGGUCUUGCUGGAUGACACCUUUUUUGAGUGCACCGUGGAUAAACACGCCAAGGGGCAGGAUCUGCUUAAAAAAGUGUGCGACCACCUCAAUCUCCUGGAAGAAGACUACUUCGGUUUGGCCAUAUGGGACACGCCAACCUCCAGGACGUGGCUGGAUCCUGCCAAAGAAAUAAAAAAACAGGUUCAUGGAGGCCCCUGGGAUUUUACUUUCAAUGUCAAGUUUUACCCACCGGAUCCUGCCCAGCUGACAGAGGACAUAACCAGGUAUUACUUGUGUCUUCAGCUUAGACAAGACAUCAUUACGGGGCGGCUGCCCUGUUCCUUCGCGACUUUGGCUCUGCUGGGUUCGUACACGGUCCAGUCCGAGUUGGGAGACUACGACCCUGAUCUGCACAGCCCGGAUUACAUCAGUGAAUUUAAACUGGCCCCAAACCAGACAAAAGAACUCGAAGAGAAGGUUGUGGAGCUUCAUAAAACAUACAGAUCCAUGACUCCAGCCCAAGCAGACCUGGAAUUUCUUGAGAAUGCAAAAAAGCUGUCUAUGUAUGGAGUUGACCUUCACCAAGCCAAGGACUUGGAAGGAGUGGAUAUCACUCUGGGAGUCUGUUCCAGUGGCCUUCUUGUUUACAAAGAUAAACUGAGAAUCAACCGCUUCCCUUGGCCCAAAGUCCUGAAGAUUUCCUACAAACGCAGCAGCUUCUUUAUUAAGAUUCGACCAGGGGAACAAGAACAGUAUGAAAGUACAAUCGGGUUCAAGCUACCAAGUUACCGGGCAGCGAAGAAGCUGUGGAAAGUCUGUGUUGAACAUCACACGUUUUUCAGGCUGACUUCCACCGAGGCCAUCCCGAAGAGCAGGUUCCUGGCGCUGGGCUCCAAGUUCCGCUACAGCGGCCGGACGCAGGCGCAGACGAGGCAGGCGAGUGCCUUGAUCGACCGACCCGCUCCCCAGUUCGAGCGGACGGCAAGUAAGCGAGCCUCCAGGAGCCUCGAUGGAGCUAAACGUGCGACUCAAAAAGUUGAGUUCAGAGCCGUAGAGGAAGAGAAGCAGGAGGAGGUGGUGGUGGUUGAGGUUCCCGAACCAAAACCCACGGAUCAGAUCCGAGAGAAGCCAGGUAUAGCUGUGGUGGUGGCUACAACUCUCUCCAAACACGCUGUUGAAACUUUUGAAAUGAAACCCAUUGCAGAGGAGGAAGAGGAGGAGGAGAAGGUAGAGGUGGUUAAGGUUCCCGUGGCCAAACCAAAGUUCCCGGAGCCGUUGCGGAAAAACGCCGCGGCGUUUGCCAUCGGCGCGGCUCCCGCGGCCGCCCCUUGCCGUGACCUGCUGGGUUGGAGUGAUGCGGUGCUGUAG